Dunckerocampus dactyliophorus (ringed pipefish) is the source of this 777-nucleotide messenger RNA. RefSeq names its product small nuclear ribonucleoprotein polypeptide C (gene snrpc). Bases 61 to 507 code for a protein of 148 amino acids. Gene Ontology annotation, molecular function: pre-mRNA 5'-splice site binding; zinc ion binding. Gene Ontology annotation, biological process: mRNA splicing, via spliceosome; spliceosomal snRNP assembly; mRNA 5'-splice site recognition. The transcript has 6 exons. The record is from RefSeq and is a predicted model, not a curated record. Gene Ontology annotation, cellular component: nucleus; U1 snRNP. NCBI's taxonomy places the organism in Eukaryota, Metazoa, Chordata, Actinopteri, Syngnathiformes, Syngnathidae.
UGGUGGGAACAUUUAUUGGGAACACUCGAGUCGACCAUUGAGCGACUCUCAUUCCGAAACAUGCCUAAGUUUUACUGUGACUACUGUGACACCUACCUUACACACGACUCGCCUUCGGUGAGGAAAACCCACUGCAGUGGCAGAAAACACAAAGAAAAUGUGAAAGAUUACUACCAGAAAUGGAUGGAAGAGCAGGCCCAGAGCCUUAUUGAUAAAACGACGGCUGCUUUUCAGCAAGGAAAAAUACCCCCCACACCAUUCGCAGGUGCACCCCCUCCAGGUGGUCCUCCACGUCCAGGCAUGCUGCCAACCCCACCCAUGCCUGGCCCUCCUAUGAUGCCCAUGAUGGGACCCCCGCCUCAUGGAAUGAUGCCCGGCGGUCCCGCAGGAAUGCGUCCGCCAAUGGGAGGACCCAUGCAGAUGAUGCCAGGACCGCCUCACAUGAUGCGUCAUCCUCGGCCCAUGAUGAUGCCAGUCAGGCCGGGCAUGAUGAGACCAGACAGAUAAGACUGACAUGGACGUUUCUGUUAUUGUUACCACAAGGAGGCGCUGCAGAGUGAUGAGUGAUGAACACAUGCAUGUAUUUAUUUCUUCAGUAGCACACGUCUGCUUUCAUAGGAAUCUGUACUGCUUGGUUGUCUCACUCUCAUUCUGCAGACACACCCAUUACAGCAUAUUUGAUUUUCUUUAUUGACCAUGUUUUUACCUUACUUAGUUUUUUUCACAUUACAUUGCUUUGAGAAAUAAAGCAGUCAUUUAAAGCUAAUAUGUCUGUGU